Messenger RNA from Gastrolobium bilobum, 2422 nucleotides. RefSeq names its product calcium-dependent protein kinase 8-like. The coding region runs from base 472 to 2091 and encodes 539 amino acids. Gene Ontology annotation, cellular component: cytoplasm; nucleus. Lineage: Eukaryota; Viridiplantae; Streptophyta; Magnoliopsida; Fabales; Fabaceae. Gene Ontology annotation, molecular function: calcium/calmodulin-dependent protein kinase activity; calcium-dependent protein serine/threonine kinase activity; calcium ion binding. The transcript is spliced from 8 exons. Gene Ontology annotation, biological process: intracellular signal transduction; peptidyl-serine phosphorylation; protein autophosphorylation. The record is from RefSeq and is a predicted model, not a curated record.
UAAAAUAAAAAAUUAACAAGAGAGAGAAAGAAAAGAAAAGAAAGAAAGACGAAGUCUCUGCGAAACAAGUUUGACCUUCUCUCAGCUAUCAUCCAUGAAUCAAUGAUCAAUCUCCUUUCGUCCAUGGUGUCAAAUACGCGCUAAAUUCCUCUUUCCCAUUCCCCCAAAACCCUUCCCUUAAAUCACCCUCUCACUCCUCUUCCCAUUUCUCAAUUCUCCCUAAUUUUUUCUCCUGCUCUAGAAUUUCCCCCUUUUUCUUCUGUUUUCGCUGUACCCAUUACGAAAAGUCAAGUUUUUUCAUUUUCAUUUUUCAUUUUUCAUUUUUUCUUCUAUAAUUAUUACCCUUCUAUUUCCCCCACUUUUUUUUUUUGGGAAAUCAUAUACGGAUUCAAUCAGAAGCUGGAUCUGAGAAUUCAGAAUACCCAUCUGAACGAAGCCUCGUAAAAACAUAACUUUUUUCAAUUUCGAUUCAUGGGUAAUUGCUGCGCAGCCCCUCCUUCGGGUUCUCGCGACGAGACAACAACGAAGAAGAAGAAAGGGAAGAAGGAAAAGGAAAACCCUUUCGCGAUCGAUUACGGCUUCAACACCACCAACAACGGGAAGGGACCGAAACUCACCGUUUUGAAGGACCCAACGGGGAGCGAGAUCGAGGUUCGGUACGAGCUGGGUCGCGAGUUGGGUCGGGGCGAGUUCGGGAUAACGUACCUUUGCACGGAUAAGGAAACCGGAGAGGAGUUAGCUUGCAAAUCGAUAUCGAAGAAGAAGCUGAGAACCGCAAUCGACAUCGAAGAUGUGAGGAGAGAGGUUGAGAUCAUGAGGCACUUGCCAAAACACCCUAACAUCGUUACUUUAAAGGAUACCUAUGAAGACGACAAUGCCGUUCACCUUGUCAUGGAGCUCUGCGAGGGUGGAGAGCUCUUCGAUCGCAUCGUCGCACGUGGCCACUACACCGAACGCGCCGCCGCCGCCGUCACCAAGACCAUCGUUGAAGUCGUCCAGAUGUGCCACAAACAUGGUGUUAUGCAUCGGGAUCUUAAGCCUGAGAACUUUUUGUUUGCAAAUAAGAAGGAAACAGCAGCUCUGAAGGCUAUAGAUUUUGGAUUGUCAGUGUUCUUUAAACCAGGGCAAAGAUUUGAUGAGAUAGUUGGAAGUCCAUAUUACAUGGCUCCUGAGGUAUUGAAGCGAAAUUAUGGCCCAGAAGUAGAUAUUUGGAGUGCUGGAGUAAUUCUAUACAUCUUACUCUGUGGUGUCCCACCAUUUUGGGCAGAAACCGAACAAGGAGUUGCACAAGCAAUUAUUCGAUCUGUUGUCGAUUUCAAAAGGGACCCAUGGCCAAAAGUUUCUGAUAAUGCGAAAGACCUUGUGAAGAAGAUGCUAGAUCCUGACCCGAAGCGGCGGCUUACUGCACAGGAAGUGUUAGAUCAUCCAUGGUUACAAAAUGCAAAGAAAGCACCUAAUGUUUCAUUAGGAGAAACUGUUAAAGCAAGGCUCAAGCAAUUUUCUGUAAUGAACAAGCUUAAGAAAAGAGCUUUGAGGGUGAUUGCAGAGCAUUUGUCAGUAGAAGAAGCUGCUGGAAUAAAAGAGGGAUUUCAGCUUAUGGAUACAGGCAACAAAGGCAAGAUCAACAUUGAUGAACUACGAAUAGGGUUGCAUAAACUAGGCCAUCAAAUUCCUGAUGCAGAUCUCCAAAUUCUUAUGGAAGCUGGUGAUGUAGAUAAGGAUGGGCACCUAGAUUAUGGAGAGUUUGUAGCCAUUUCUGUUCAUCUGAGAAAGAUGGGAAAUGAUGAGCACCUUCGUAAAGCCUUCCAAUUUUUUGAUGAGAACCAAAGUGGGUAUAUUGAAAUUGAGGAACUGCGUAAAGCCUUGUGUGAUGAGGUUGACGAAAACAGUGAAGAAGUUAUUAAUGCAAUUAUGCAUGAUGUGGACACGGAUAAGGAUGGAAUGAUAAGUUAUGAGGAAUUUGCUACAAUGAUGAAGGCUGGCACAGAUUGGAGAAAAGCAUCUAGGCAGUAUUCGCGAGAGAGGUUUAACAGUCUCAGCCUGAAAUUGAUGAAGGACGGGUCAUUGCAAUUAAACAAUGAAAAACAAUGACGGUAGAUGACUUAGAAAUGCCAUAUUUUAUUUUUGGAAAGGAUAUCAUGGUAAAGAAGUCCUUUUUUCCCCUAUAAACCUUUAUCUUCAUUGUAAUUCUUUUAUAUAAUUUUCUUAUGUAACAUUUCAAGAAACCCCUUUUACGAGUAAGAAAGAAAAAAAAAAAAAUAGGAUAUUGGCCUGAGCAGCAGUGAUGUGUAUGUGAUUUGGAGUAUGACUUUUUCUUUUGUUUGUUGAGGUUGUGGUAGGAGACAUGAGAGGGAUAGGACAAGUAUUUAUUUGUGGCUGUAAAUAUUUUAAAUUAUCAUGCUUUAUCCGUAAUCCGACAUCU